Messenger RNA from Sitophilus oryzae (rice weevil), 657 nucleotides. RefSeq lists its product as uncharacterized. The coding region runs from base 1 to 657 and encodes 218 amino acids. NCBI's taxonomy places the organism in Eukaryota, Metazoa, Arthropoda, Insecta, Coleoptera, Curculionidae. The transcript has a single exon. The record is from RefSeq and is a predicted model, not a curated record.
AUGAGUAAAGGAACUAGAAGUGCGUCAGUGUCCAAUCCCCAUGAUGAUAACCAACUAGAGACGAUAAUAACUAAGCUCGUCCCAAAAUUGAAUCAAAGAAUUGAGAAUCAGUUGGAAAACUUAAGUAACAGAUUUGAAAAAAUAGAAAACAGUGUUGGGAGUAUUAUGGAGAAACUUAAUACAAUAGAAAGUAUGACCCAGUCCAAUAGACAGUCUAUAAUAAAGAUGGAAGGAAGAAUGGAUAACCUCGAAUAUAAAAUCAGACAAAAUUCUUUAAGAGUUGUUGGUUUGGAAGAUGGCUCAGACGAAAACUUAGUGUCUAAAAUGCUUACUCUACUCAAUGAUGCUGUAAGGGUGAAAUGUUGUUUGCAAGAAAUUAACAAUGUUUAUAGAAUGGGUAAAAUGGAAAUUGGGAAAUCAAGAGUAACAAUAGUUUCAUUCACAUCAGUCUUAAAACGCAAUGAAGUUUUUAAUAACAGAAGAAAUCUUAAGGGGACAGGCAUUUACAUUAACGAGGACCUGACAGCAAAGCAACAUCAAGUAUUGCUGGCAGCAAGAAGGAAAUAUGGCAUGAGAAACGCAUGGUCGACAUAUGGAAGAAUUUUGGUUAAUGAUGGCAACAGCGUACAAGCGUUUAAAGAGGCAGACAAUGUUUAA